AUGCCUUCUUCUUCACAGUUGAUCGCAAGUUCUACCUCGCUCUUAUCGAAACGGCCCGAAUCGCCAUUACUUGGAAUGUCAUCCGUUGUGCUGGCAUGCAUGUGUUCCGGGUUCGCUGGCGUCUUCUUUGAAAAACUGCUAAAGGAAACCGUCCAAAGCGUGGCCAUGCGCAAUAUACAACUAUCGCUGUACGGCAUCGCUGUCGGUCUGAUUGGCGUCUUCCUCACUGACGGUAAAGUUGUCCUUGAUCGUGGAUUUUUUGUUGGCUACGACUGGCUCGUCUGGCUAACCAUCUUUGUUCAGUCGCUGGGUGGUCUCCUAGUAGCUGCGGUUGUCCGUUACGCCGAUAACAUUCUUAAAGGUUUUGCCACCUCGGCAGCUAUAGUGAUUAACUUUGUUCUCUCUAUCUUCAUAUUCAACUUCCAAUUAUCAUACGGAUUUGUGGCAGGUGCAUUACUCCUCCUCGGCUUGGACACUAUCAAGGCCGACACCACCGAUUACCUUAUUGACACAAACCAUUUCAAAAGUCUUUCUGAACCCCCCGCCGCAAUUGCACCACUCACUAACUACGCUCGUGACUACCACUGCUAUUUCACUUAG
Messenger RNA from Protopolystoma xenopodis, 600 nucleotides. Lineage: Eukaryota; Metazoa; Platyhelminthes; Monogenea; Polystomatidea; Polystomatidae. The record is from the annotation of a GenBank genome assembly.